CACCGCCGCUCAAGGACAAAAAAAAUCUCCAUUUCUUCUUCAUUCUUCUCUCUCUCUCUGUGUCUCCUCGGGACUUUCUCCGACUCUGUUGUGUCGUUUUAUACACUUCAAACUCAAGCUCUUUCUUGAUCUACUUCGCUAUUCCCCUUCUCCUAUUUGGCAGAGAUGUGGCAAGUUGUACUAGGAGCAGCCAUUGCUGCUGGAUCCACUGGUCUUGUAGCCAAACGCUUCUUCAACCCUUUCUCUCCACAUCAUCCCUUUCCCGAGGAUCACAGCGAAGAAGAGCAGGAGCACGUCACUACUCCUGUAGGUAUCGGGUUUCUCGGCUCUCCUUGCGAGAAAACCAAUGGCGUUUUCCGGUUUAAAAGUUCCGGGUCUGCAGGGUCCGGAUCCGGGUCUUCUCCCGGGUUUAGGAAGUGUACAGGGGUUACAUGCAAGGUUAAGGUUCGUGGCUUGAUGAAGCAGAAGAAGAAUAAAAACAAUGGUGGUGGCUCUGAGAUCGAGAAGCGAUCUGGAAAUGUUUCCUUGAAAAAGCCGAGAACUUUGAGUGCUGACUCUGCUUCAAAACGUGGUGUGUCAUGUUAUAAUAACAAUCAAGAUCAUUCCACUUUCAGCUCGGCACUUGGUGUCUGCAUGAUGUACAUGAUGUCAGCAGAGAAAAAUGAAAUGAGUAAGCUGCAUACAGCGACGGAAGAAACUGUCAAAGCCAUCCAGGAGCUUAAAGAUGAACUUUCUAGGAUCAAAUCUUUACAGGGUUUCAAAUCCAGUGGCAAAUCUGAUCUCACUACUAAACCAGAGAUUGCGAGUGGAGAAGAAUCUGUCGACACUAAGUCAGGCAAGGAUGGGGAAUAUGCUAGCAGCGUCCUAACUGAGGAACCGGAACACGAGGCGGUGGAAAUGGAACAGUUGGAGAUGGAACUUGAAUCUGAGCUUCAGAAACUAAACUUGGCUGAGACAAGUGAACUUAUGGAGGAAUGUAAGGGGCUGAUGAAUGGAUCCGAGUCAUACCAGUGUGGUGGAAUUUCAGCAUCUGAGCUGGACAAGAAACUAUGCCGCCUUCUUAUUGAGCAACAAGAAGGACAGAUCAAUGAGCUUGAAGCUGAACUGCAGACUACUCAGUCCAAACUCCAAGAGAAGGAAGCUGAACUCCAAGCGCUUAAGGUAUGCGUUAGACGCCUUACCGAGUUUCCCCUCUUGGACCGUUCAGAUGAUGAGCAUGAACAAGACAUGAACCAGGAGCUCUCAGUUUCAUGGAGCCAAGAUAACCAAACUGAUAAAGAGGAAAGGAAGCCGAUCAUUGGGAUGAAAAGACCUAUGGAGUCAUGUACUCAUGUUUAAUUAGAGUGGCAACUUUAUAUAAUCAGAAAACGUGCACAGUAAGUUCCUGUAUAGACUUCAUCUUGCAACACCAAAAGGAUCCAGGUCUCUGAAGAAUCCCAUACUACCAGAAGUCUUCUUAGCCAUGACUUGACUAGAGAUUUAGAUUGCUAGGUUUGUAGACUAGCUAGUUAUUGCGGAUGCGUGAACUUCUCUAAAUGUCGUGUGUAUCCUCAAGCUGUUUAGUGUGUGUCACUGUAGGCUUUUCUAAGUUAAAUGUAAAAGAUAAUCUCAGUUUAAUAUUACAGUUUGUUAUAUA
Molecule: messenger RNA, 1636 nt
Organism: Brassica napus (rape)
Lineage: Eukaryota; Viridiplantae; Streptophyta; Magnoliopsida; Brassicales; Brassicaceae
Product: protein POLAR LOCALIZATION DURING ASYMMETRIC DIVISION AND REDISTRIBUTION
Exons: 4
Coding region: 166-1338 (390 amino acids)
Biological process (GO): asymmetric cell division
Source: RefSeq, a predicted model, not a curated record